UUCAUGUCCACUACUGAUGCAAAGCAGGGGUUCCUUUUUUUGUCUAUAAGUGCAGAAGUGCAAAUGCUUACUCUGCUAUGUCUUAGUCUACAGAAGUGCUACUAUUACUGCUCCAGAAUUCUUCACAGGCUAUUCAAGUCCUAUCUAUCUACCCUGCUCUCUGCUAGGUAGAUGCCUACUUUUCCUGGUUAAGUCAAAGUUCAAUCUAGGCAUUUAGUAGUUUCAUUUAAUUCUCUAGAGCCCACUAAGACCUAGCUGUACUGAGAAUGGUGGUGACCAGCAUACAGUAGUAGUCACACCGGUGUUCUCUGUAGUAAAAGAUUUUGUGAAAAAUACAACAUGAGCAAGAGGUUGGUUUGCUGAUUUUCAGAAAGUGAGAUUUGAGCCUUAAAUUCAAAAUCUCUGAAUGAAAAUCAGCCAGUUGACCCUAGUAUCCAUUUCCUAUAGAAUAUACACAUAGAAGCCUCAAUAAAUAAUGAAACUUACAACAUCCCAUUGCUCUGGAGAUCCAGGUCACUGCCAGUGUGCUAGCAAGCAGGAUCGCAGGUAACUUCCAGUUCUCUCUCCACUGGGCUCAACUCCACGAUGCUGAGGGGAGUCGCUUACGGUGCAAAAGGUACAUUUACUUUUUUGUUGGCAAGACCUCAGCACCGUAACCUGGGAUUGAAUUUUUCAUCAGCACGGACUGAAGCAGCCAACAGAAGCUUCCUAACCCGCUCCACUUACACAACCGACACAAAAUCCAGAGAGGAAAACAAAAAAAUCAUUGAGAGUCUCUACAGAUUGUCCGUUGAUGUUAAGAAAAUACGCAGACUAAAGGAAUGGGUCCUUCUCCAGGAUGUGGCCUAUGUUCAAGAAAUCGCUGGGAUUUUACAGGAAAUGGGAGCAGAUGAGGCUGCUGUAGCCAACAUUUUAGAACGCUGCCCAGAGGCAGUUCUCCGUACCCCUGCAGAGAUAAACUCUCAAAGAGCUCUGUGGCAAUUAGUAUGCCAGAAUGAAAAACAGUUGAUUAAAUUAAUAGAGCAGUUUCCAGAGUCUUUUUUUACUACUGAGUAUCAUGAGAACCAGAAGGCAAAUAUACUGUUUUUUCAAGAGUUGGGACUUAAGAAUAACAUAAUCACCAGGUUCUUGACAAGCGCACCCAAUAUUUUCUAUAAUCCUGUUGAGAAAAACAAAGACAUUAUAGAGACAUUACAAAGAAACUAUUUAAGUUUAGGAGGUUCUGAUGCAAAUAUGAAGAUCUGGAUACUGAAGCUGUUGAGCCAAAAUCCAUUUAUUUUAUUAAAUACCUCCACUGCAAUCCAGGAGAACUUGGAAUUUCUCCAGAAGAAUGAUUUCACUGACCAUGAAGUUCUACAGCUGCUGUCCAAACUUAAAGGUUUCAUUUUUCAACUCACUGCUUCUACUAUGCAGGAGAGUAUGCUUUUUUCCAAAAGCAUCUUUAAGUGCAGUGAUCAAGAAUUAAAAGAGCUCGUGCUGAAAUGCCCAGCCCUUCUCUACUAUUCUGUUCCAGUUUUGGAAGAAAGACUUGAAGGACUUCUGAAGGAAGGAAUUUCUGUAGCACAGAUUAAAGAGACACCAAUGGUGCUGGAGUUGACAACACAAAUUGUCCAGUACCGAAUUAAAAAGCUCUCUGCCUUGGGAUAUGAUAUCAAGAGCGGAACUCUUGAAAGCUUGAAUGGUACUAAGAAAGAUUUUGAAGUCAAUUAUGGUAAGAUACAAUCGAAGAAGGAGAGACCUAUUUUUAAUCCUGUUGCUCCUAUACACGUUGAAGAUUAAUUUGAAUGCUGUACUUUGAAUUAUGCAAAGGAAAAUUAUCAAGGCAAAAAAAAAAAGAUGGUGGUUCAUUGAAAAGAGCUGAAACAAAAGUAAUCUAAACCAGACUGUAGUCUUACACUGUACUUUGUCCUGGAGCAGGUCUUAGGCACAAUUUCAUUAUACAAUUGUAGCUUUCUAAUGCUUUCAAAUAAUAUUACAGAACCUG
Molecule: messenger RNA, 1984 nt
Organism: Strigops habroptila (Kakapo)
Lineage: Eukaryota; Metazoa; Chordata; Aves; Psittaciformes; Psittacidae
Gene: MTERF2
Product: mitochondrial transcription termination factor 2
Exons: 2
Coding region: 586-1779 (397 amino acids)
Biological process (GO): termination of mitochondrial transcription; regulation of DNA-templated transcription
Cellular component (GO): mitochondrial matrix
Molecular function (GO): double-stranded DNA binding
Source: RefSeq, a predicted model, not a curated record